Carya illinoinensis is the source of this 429-nucleotide messenger RNA. RefSeq lists its product as uncharacterized. Lineage: Eukaryota; Viridiplantae; Streptophyta; Magnoliopsida; Fagales; Juglandaceae. The record is from RefSeq and is a predicted model, not a curated record. Bases 1 to 429 code for a protein of 142 amino acids. The transcript has a single exon. Gene Ontology annotation, molecular function: RNA-DNA hybrid ribonuclease activity; nucleic acid binding.
AUGGGAAUGAGGAUUAUCAUGAGAGACAGUGACGGGGGCCUACAAGCUUGCUUAACAACACCAAGGGAGCAGAUUUUCUCAAUCUUUCAAGUAGAAAUAGCAAUUUUUCACAGAGCCUUGGAGUUAUGUGUAGAGUUAGGAAUGAAUCAAGUGAUUUUCGAGGGGGAUGCCAAAGUGGUUAUAGAUGCUAUUAACUCCAAAUGUGAAGACAAUUCUUGGCUAAGCCAGGAGACAGAAGACAUACAACAAUUAAUAGAACUUCACCCGACUUGGAGGCUAUCCUUUGUCUAUAGAUCUACAAACAAUGUAGCCCACACAGUAGCUAAAGUAGCCAUCAAAGAAGUCGAAGAAACAGUUUGGCUAGAAGAUGGACCCGAGGUGGUCAUAACUUCUGUUACUAAUGAUGUAUCUUGUAUACCUCGAAGUUAA